Messenger RNA from Drosophila arizonae, 1812 nucleotides. Its product is annotated as Ionotropic receptor 94e. NCBI's taxonomy places the organism in Eukaryota, Metazoa, Arthropoda, Insecta, Diptera, Drosophilidae. The record is from RefSeq and is a predicted model, not a curated record.
AUGGUCUGUCAUUGGGUUAUUUUGCUUUGGACUAUCAGCUGGACAGGCGAGGCAAAUAGUUCGGACAUUCUGCAGUUGUUGAGCAACAUUAAGCAUCAGGAACAUUUUAAUUACAUGUUGUUGAUGAAACAUCAAAAUAACAGUGAGUGGAGGGAUCUCAAUGAUGGCCAAGACUUUGUUAAGAGUCUAAUAGACCAUCUGCAAACGCCUGUGAUUCAACUGGAUGAGCACGUUACCUACUUCUUGUAUGACAAAAAUAGUAAUAUAAUACUCACUGUGGCACUUUUGCGGGGAACGGAUUUUGAGAUGAAUAAAAGAUUGCUGGAUUCACUGGUCAAGAACCUGAGAGUUAUGACCGUCUCGCGAGUCGUAUUUAUGGUGCAACUGGAACAAGUAAACGAGAUUUUUCUAUACGAAUUGUUCACCUACUGCUGGGAAAACAGGCUGCUGAAUGUGCUGGCGAUAUUCGAGGACUAUGAGUUAACAAACACCUUCUACAGCUACUCGCCAUUUCCCAGCUACCAAUUGGAGCAGCGCGUGUAUGAUCCCAACUCGAUCAUCUUUCCUGAUCGUUUUCGGGAUCUUCAGGGAUUCAAAGUGAGGGCUAUUCUUGGUGGGGCCACUCCGCGCAUCAUAAUUUAUUAUAACAAACAGGGAGAUAUCGUGUAUAAGGGCACUUUGGGUCAUUUCAUGGAGGUAUUUCAGCAGAAAUUUAAUUGCACUCUUAUGCAGCCGAUUCCUCUCAAGCCGGAUGUGUUGCUUCCAUCAGCGGACCUGGUCGCAGCCGUGCGAAACAAUACUGUAGACAUCUCCUUGGCCAUUACGUUCCCGGAAGGAUAUGAUAUGCUGCAGUAUACCUAUCCCUACGAGCAAUUGAACUGGUGUGUGAUGCUGCCUGUGGAGGCGGACAUACCACGCGCGGAGUAUUACAUCAACGUGUUCGAUCUUGGGGCAUUUCUGCUCACCCUGGCCACUAUUUCUGUAAUUUCACUGACACUGUCGGGUGUUCUGAGACAGCAUGGCUAUUCUGUGCAGCUGUAUGAGUUCAUAUUGCACGAUAACUGCUUGAGAGGCGUUCUGGGGCAAUCCUUUUAUCAGGUUCGUCGAGCCUCGUUGCUAAUACGAGCAACUUACAUGCAUAUUUGUGUGCUUGGCUUUCUGGUUACUGCUUGGUACAACUCAUACUUCUCGGCCUUCGUGACCAGCAUUCCUAAGGAGGCGCCCUUCCGGACCUACGAUGACAUUUUGGCCUCCAAGAUAAAAGUACUCGCCUGGGAGGGGGAGUAUAACGAGCUCAUAGCACGUGCCAAGGACCUAAAGAAAUACGAGCGCAUGUUCCUGGUCGAGCCCAACUUCAAUAAGUUCUUGCGCAUGCGUGACUCCUGGGAUACCUCGCAGGGCUACAUGAUGACAACCAUCAAAUGGGUCGUCAUAAAUGCUCAGCAGAGCAUCUUUAGUAGACCCCUGUUUCGGAUGCGCAACGAUUUUUGUUUCUUCAAUAAUAUUCCCCUUGGAUUUCCGGUGAAUGAAAACGCAAUUUACAAGCAGCCCAUAGCCAGGCUCAUCUUGCAGCUGACUGAUGCGGGUAUUGUAAGCUACUGGACAAAAAACGGAUUCUCGGAAAUGGUCGAGUCGGGCGAGCUGAAAUUUUCGGAUCUCAGUCCACGCAGGGACUUUCAACCCAUGCAGCUGCAGGAUCUACAGUAUGUGUGGUACGGCUAUGCUUUCAUGGUCGUAUUCUCCUCGAUUGUGCUUCUGCUCGAAAUGUUUUGGAAUCGGUUGAAAUUGCGACGCCAGCGUAAAUCCAUUUAG